AUGUCGAAAAAAGGAGGAAGAAAUUCAAACACGACGAAGAAGGUUGUUAAAACGACGACGACGACGACAUCUUCUUCUGCGGGGUCCAACAACAACAAUAACAAUAUUAAUAAAAGAAACGGAGGAGUUCAAAAGAACAAAGCGGUGGCGGAUCCGACCGCGGCGAACGCAACUUCUUCCUCCCAUCCGUUCCAAGACUUGGGCGUGAAAGAGUUAGACCCAGAGUUGUUUGCCAUCAUGCAAAACGAAAAGGAAAGACAAGCUUUGGGGUGCGAACUGAUCGCCUCGGAAAAUUUUACAUCGAAAGCGGUGAUGGAAGUGAACGGUUCGUGCUUGACGAAUAAAUAUUCCGAAGGUUUACCCGGUGCCCGAUAUUACGGUGGCAACGAGUUCAUCGAUCAAACGGAAAGCUUGUGCCAAAAACGGGCCUUGGAGUUGUACGGGUUAAACCCGAGCGAAUGGGGCGUAAACGUGCAGCCGUUGUCGGGAUCUCCGGCGAACUUUGCGGUGUAUACCGCGUUGUUGAACCCGCACGACAGAAUCAUGGGUUUGGAUUUACCACACGGCGGUCACUUGACGCACGGAUUCUACACGCCGAAGAAGAAGAUCUCCGCGACGUCGGUGUACUUUGAGUCCAUGCCGUACCGAUUGAACGAGGAAGGUUGGGUCGAUUACGACAAGUUGCACGAGAACGCGACGUUGUUCAGACCGAGAAUUAUCAUUGCCGGUGCCUCGGCGUAUCCGAGAAACUACGAUUACAAGAGAAUGCGCGAGAUUUGCGACGAUGUCGGCGCAUACUUGAUGUCCGACAUGGCGCACAUCUCCGGUUUAGUCGCGGCAAAAGUAGCGGACGAUCCUUUCGAAUACUCGCACGUUGUCACGUCGACGACGCACAAAUCCUUGAGAGGGCCGAGAUCUGGGAUCAUUUUUUACCAAAAAGAGUUCGAGCAAGCGAUUAACUCUGCAGUCUUCCCGGGAUUACAAGGCGGUCCACACAACCACACCAUCGGCGCUUUGGCCGUGGCGUUGAAAGUGGCAAACACGCCGGAAUUUAAAGAGUACCAAAAGCAAGUGUGCUCGAACUGCAAAGCCUUGGCGAAGAAACUCACGGAGUUAGGGUAUAGCUUAUCCUCUGGCGGGACGGACAACCACUUGAUCUUGUGCGAUUUGAGACCGAAAGGCAUCGACGGUGCGCGCGUGGAGAAGAUUCUCGACAUGGCGCACAUCACUUUGAACAAAAACUCCGUCGUAGGUGAUACGUCUGCGCUCAUUCCGGGCGGUAUUAGAAUUGGAACGCCGGCGAUGACGACUAGAGGCAUGAAGGAGGCUGAUUUCGUGAAAGUUGCCGAGUUUAUUGACCGAGGCGUUACGAUUGCGAGCGAGUGCAAAGCCUCGGUGACGACUGGAACAAAGUUGAAAGAUUUCAAAGCAUACGUCGAGGGCGCUGAUUGCAAACAAAGCGGCGAUAUCGCCAAGUUACGCACGGAUGUUGAGGCGUACUGCGGCGCGUUCCACAUGCCGGGUGGCGUUUACUAG
Messenger RNA from Bathycoccus prasinos, 1536 nucleotides. Its product is annotated as serine hydroxymethyltransferase. Lineage: Eukaryota; Viridiplantae; Chlorophyta; Mamiellophyceae; Mamiellales; Bathycoccaceae. The transcript has a single exon. Gene Ontology annotation, cellular component: cytoplasm. The coding region runs from base 1 to 1536 and encodes 511 amino acids. The record is from RefSeq and is a predicted model, not a curated record. Gene Ontology annotation, molecular function: serine binding; zinc ion binding; pyridoxal phosphate binding. Gene Ontology annotation, biological process: tetrahydrofolate interconversion; folic acid metabolic process; L-serine catabolic process.